Messenger RNA from Salmo salar (Atlantic salmon), 2653 nucleotides. The record is from RefSeq and is a predicted model, not a curated record. NCBI's taxonomy places the organism in Eukaryota, Metazoa, Chordata, Actinopteri, Salmoniformes, Salmonidae.
ACAACACUCACACCUUGGCCGAUGGCCAUAUAGAAGGAGUUACUAUCGUUGUAACUCAGUCAGCUCACCAUUUCACAGCAAACGACGAGGUGUAACUGGAGCGGCUGUUGAGUUGAAUGGAGUUCAACAGACCCAAAGUUCCAGGGCCUGUAGAUGGAGAUGGAGUGGGGGGAGAGGGAGGACGAGUGGUCCUGAGCCCGCUGGAUGAGAUCCAGCCUGGGAGGAGUGAAUGGGUGCUUGCAGAGCAUGGAGGGUUAGGAGGGCUGUCGGCAACCGACACCACUAACGCAGCCAAGACAGAGCCCAAAGCCCCUGCAGGAGGAUCUGGAAAGGUUGACCUGUACUCAUUUGACAGCUCCCAGACUUCAGACAGCGAGGAUGAGGACAAAGGCAAGAAGGAAAAGAAAAAGAAGAAGCUAAAGAAGAGGAAAAAGAAGGAUUCCAGUUCAUCCUCUUCCUCCUCCUCCUCCUCUGACAGCAGCUUUUCAGACAUUGAAGAUGAGAAGAAGAAAAGGAAGAAGGCAAAGCAAGAAGGCGCUGGGGAUAUCAUAGUACACGGUGGAGCCUUCAUAUCUGAGCCUGGGCUUGAAGGCUGCACUGAUCUAAACCAUGAGGAAACACAGAAAAAGAAGACAGAUGAUAAUUCAGGCUCAGACAUUGAAGAGGACAAGCAGAAGAAGAAGAAGAAGAAGAUGAAGAGGAAGAUGAAGAAAGAUUCCCGUUCCUCUUCUUCAUCUUCCAGCUCAUCAUCCUCUUCAUCAUCCUCGUCAGACAGUGAGGAAGAGAAGGAGAAAAAGAAGAAGAAAACCAUGAAGAAGAAAAAGGAUUCCAGCUCCUCAUCGUCAUCCUCCUCAUCGGACAGCGACAAGGACAAGAAGAAGAAGAAGAAGAAGAAGAAAAAGAAGAAGAAGCAAAAGAAAAAGGAUUUUGGCUGUUCCUCCAACAACGAGGCUGACAAAAAUAAGGGAGAAGAGGGAGACGGACAGGGCAAGGAUGAGUACAGCUGUUCUGCUGGCGUUUCAGCAGCUCGCGAGGAGGGUGCCGGACUGGAGGGCACCCUGGGACAGAAAUCAUGUCAAGGAAAAAAGAAGAAAGAUGAGAAGAAGAAGAAAGACAAGAAGAACAAGAGAGACAAAAAAAAGGACAAGCGCAAGAAAGGCAAAGGAAAGGAGGGUGGCGCAACAGCUGAAUGGAUUUGUGGUGGAGAUGUUCCUGAAGGAAUGGAAGCUGGAAAUAUGAGUGAUGACGAGAGAGACGGAGGCAAGAAGAAAGAGAAAGAAAAGAAGAAGAAGUUGAAGAAAAAGAGGAAGAACUCUGGCUGUUCAUCAACCUCUUCAUCCUCGGAUAGCUCUUCCUCUUCAGACAGCGAGGAUGACAAAAAGAAGAAGAAAAAGAACAUGAAGAAGAAAUCUGAGGAUUCUAGUUCUUCAUCCUCUGACAGCUCCUCAUCCUCCUCCUCUGACAGCGAUGGUGACAAAAAGAAGAAGAUGAUGAAGAAGAAGAAAAAGAAGAAGAAAAAGGAUUCCAGCUCUGAUGAUUCAGAUAGCGAGAAAGACAAGAAGAAGAAGAAGAGGAAAAAGAAGAGGAAGAAAACGGAUUCCUGCUCAUCAGACAGCGAAGACAAUACGAAGAAGAAGAAGAAGAGGGAUAAGAAGAAGGACAAUUCUGUCAGCGAGGAAGACAAGAAAAAGAAGGAGAAGAAGAAAAAGAAGAAGGAUAAGAAGAAAAAGAAGAAGGACUCAUCUGACAGCGAGGAAGACAAGAAAAAGAAGAAGAAGGACAAGAAGAAGCAUAAGAAGGACUCAUCUGACAGCGAGGUUGAUAAGAAGAAAAAGAAGAAGAAGAAGAAUAAGAACAAGGACUCUUGUUCUGACAGCGAGGAAGAUAAGAAAAAGAAGAAGGAUAAGAAGAAGAAAGACAAGAAGAAGAAAGACAAGACGAGGAAAAAGGACGACUCCUCGUCUGGAAGUGAUGACGAUAAGAAGAAGAAGAAGGAGCAGAAGAAGAAGAAAGAAAAGGGCUCCUCUUCUGGAAGUGAUGAUGAUGAGGAGAAGAAAAAGAAGAAAGACAAGAAGGACUGUUCCGAUGUUGAGGGAGAAUCUAAGAAAAAACAGAAGAAAGAUGACAACAAGAAAGACGAUGGACCUGAGAAUGAAAAGUGUGGAGAGCUGAAGAAGGAGGGGAAACAUGCAGGUGGCUUGGUGAUGGGAGGAGGGUGCAUGGAUACAAAACCAUCUGACGAGGGAUCAGCUGUUUCUCCAAAACCCACCCUGAAGUUGGAAUCCUGGGGGCUGUUGGCGGACGCCAGACCCAACACUCGCCAUGAGUUCCUUUAUAGCUCCUCAUCCUCUCUCAGUCCCAGGGAUAUCAGCCCCUCCCGCCUGCCACUCAGUCCCAUGGAGGCCCUGAUGGGGAACCCAGCCAAGACCAGUGAUGGUGACCCACUGACCGGGAGAGGACCAGCCAGCAGCAGACCCACACUGCUCAAAUCCAUUGAUCUGUUCAGGGGCCCUAAGCCUUAUCAGCCUUAAUUAACAUGGAGAUUGGAAAAUAGGUCAAGAUGAUUCAUGCUCAUUACAAUCAGGUGUACAGGCUGAAAAGUGAUCAAAUGUAGAACAUUCUGUCAGAAAUAAAGAAAUCAUGUCAAUAGGUA